AUGUUUUCCAGGAAGAGGUCUUCGAGGAAGACUGCUGCUCAUCCAGGAAUACUUUUGAGGUGGAGAUCCUUGUUCCGAAAGCUGACUUCACGUCUCGUCCAGACGAUCAGGACGAGUAUAGAGUUUUCCGUGGACGACUCCGUACUUCCUGGAUGGGAUCCAAACCUUGCUUUCAGAGACGGCGGUGGUUUGAGUGAUUUUCCUCUGCCUGGCUUUGAUCGGUUCUUUUCCAACUUUCCUGCAGAUCUUGACCCGCCUCCGCCUGUGGAAGAAUGGAGAGGCUUGAAGCAGUCUCGGAAGGAUCCCGUGGGCUAA
This is a messenger RNA of Eruca vesicaria subsp. sativa (arugula), 315 nucleotides long. The record is from the annotation of a GenBank genome assembly. NCBI's taxonomy places the organism in Eukaryota, Viridiplantae, Streptophyta, Magnoliopsida, Brassicales, Brassicaceae.